Messenger RNA from Culex pipiens pallens (northern house mosquito), 6168 nucleotides. RefSeq lists its product as uncharacterized. The transcript has a single exon. NCBI's taxonomy places the organism in Eukaryota, Metazoa, Arthropoda, Insecta, Diptera, Culicidae. The coding region runs from base 558 to 1139 and encodes 193 amino acids. The record is from RefSeq and is a predicted model, not a curated record.
GAUACCCAUAUUGUAAAAAAACUGAAAUUUUGAGUAUUUUUCAAAAAUACGUAGUUUUGUGAAAAUUUUGAAAAUUUUCAAAAAUUGUUGUUAUUACAUUCGAAAUUUAUGACAAAAUCCGAGUUAUUUGAUACCUCUAUAACAACAACAAUAAAUUUGAGGUUUUUGCAUUUUCAAAAUAAAGGAAAAAUACGUAUUUUUAUGAAAAUUUUCAUGGAUGGUCCCUUAAAUCAUUUUCAAGAAAAUCGUAUUUAUAGAUUUUUGGGAUUUUCAAGUUAAACAAAUCUGUAAAAAAAAACGCAAUUUUCAAGGUAAGUCACAAUACCUCUGCGUACAUGCCGACGAAGCUGCCGUAGAACUAAGUUCAUGUUCGAACUAAAGGGUUCCAUUGGACUGAUGAUCCGUGCACUGUUUAACUCUAGUCAAUGUACGAUCCAAUCUUUCCAACCAAACAAGAGACCAGCUCGACUACCGGAAGUCACGAUACCCGACCGCUGGGGCUAUAAAAGCACCCGGCUGAUCAUGAUUGAGCGCAAACCCCUAGUGUCAACGCAACCAUGAAACCGGCCACGACGACUUUCUUCCUGGUCGCACUCGCGGUCCUCGGCCAUCUACCAGCGGAGUCCGGCGCGGAGCAGCAGAUGAACCUACAGCUGGAGCGCUUCGAGCAGAUCGACGGCGCGGACUUGAUCGACUCGUCAAAGUUGCGCGUCCGCAAGUACAACCGAACCGCGUUCGUCCUGGACGGCACGGUCGAGCUGUUCAUCGAUCUGGACAACGCGUACGAGGUGACGGUCAAGGUCGCGUACAGCACCCUCGGCAACAACCAGUUCAACGAGUACCCGAUGAAGCUGCCCCGGAAGAGCAUCUGCGCCUUCAUGGUCGACGAGUACGUCGAGUAUCAGUACAUCUGGGCCGACAGCACCAACCUGCCGCACGUCGAAAAGGGAACCGAGGAGUUUUGUCCGUUUCCGAAGGGCGAGUACUGGUUCAAGGAGCUGGUGCCGGAUUCGUCGUUUCUGCCGCCGGUCAUCCCGGCCGGGCUGUGGCGCAUGACGUGGGAGUUUCUGCGCCCGAACGACGAGGUCGUGAUGCAGCUGCGGUUCUUCUACCGGGUCACGAAGGGAAAGACCAAGUAGGAAGGGGAAGCGAGGUUAGGUUUGAUAUUCAGGGUAUCUGGGCAAAGUUGGUGUUGGAAAUUUAUGGUAUGAUUUAUUAAACAAAAUAAAAAAAAUAAUUCAAACAACUGACCAAUUGUGUUCGUAAAUUCCGCAGUUCAAUCCGUCUAGGCUUUGUCUUACUAUUGAAGUUGUGGUAUCAGACAGUAAUCCAUGUUUUGUUAAUUUUAAUGAACAUGACUUCCGUUACUCUCUUGUUGGACAACGCUUGUACUGAUUCUAGUUCAGUACAUGACAAGUUGAGCAACCUCAGGUCGUUGUACAAUCCAAUCUAGCUUCUCAAACAUGACCCACAGCACUACAGAGACAAGGACAAGGGAUUGGGAAGACAGGAAUGGUUGAUGCUCCACUUUUUCAACGGGAUAAGGGAAAAUCUCCACGGUAUCCUCAAGUAAGUUUCGCUUGAAGUUGGGCGGAUUUUGGGAAGGUUAAUGAUCUUCGUUUGUUCACAAUUUGAGUGAGAAAGCUUUCAAAUUAUCUCAUCUAUUAUUGUAUGAUUUUUAUAAGUCACCCAGGCCUAUUUUAGCGUUGGUCAUUGAGAUUCAAUUUGAAAUGCGCCUGAGAGUUAAGCAAUCUUGUACAGUUCUGAAAUUCAACAACGAUAAAUUACCAUCGAUGAUUCCAAUGGCAAUCUUUUUUUUUUUAUUUUUUCUCAUCUAGGGACCAUCCACAAACCACGUUGGCACUUUUUUGGAAAUCUCAAACGAUAGGUCCUUUUGUAAUCUUAUCGCCGAAAAUUGAUGGGAAUUUUCAUAAUUUGCAAUCAAACGAGGUUCGGAUGUUCAGCUCAAAGAUCAGAAAUCACUCACUCAUCACCGAACGAAUCUUUGCCGACUUUAGCACGCAACCAUUCGCGAGCAAACACGACAGCUGGCUGCCAGCGGCUUGCUUCACUCAGCGAGGAGAGAGCCUUUAAAAAAAUACUAGCGCAACGCUCACUUGGCCUGCACUACAAAACUGGAAGAAAUUGCUGUCAAAUGUGACCUUGAUGUUGUGUAAACAACAACAUUGCAAAAUAUUAUUGAUUUCGUUGGUUUUAAGCAAAGCCGAUCGCCAUUUAUUUCCAGUCAGCUUUGAGCGACUUAACGCAAUCGGUCUCUCUGAAGCAAUCGAUUGGAGUGAGAGGGAGAGCAAAGAGAGAGUGUUCAGUAGCGAUUGGUGUGAAAGUGACAAACGACAAAGGACUGCUUCGUUUAAUACCGAUAUUGCUAAUUUUGAAAAUUUGAGUAUUUUCGAAAAAAACGGUAUUUUGAGAAAAUUAGCAUUUAAAAAAAACUCGCAAAGUGGAAAUUUCGCUUCGUUUGAUAAUAAUAUUGCAAAUUAGGAAAAUUUUAGUACUUACGAAAAAAGGGGUUUUGGAUACAGUUUUGAGUAUUUAUACUUUGAAACUUGCUACAUUCAAAAUAUAAAAAUAUAUGAAAACAUUGAAAAAUAACUUGAUAUGAUUGUAUUAAUUCAAUUUUAAAAGGAUUUUUGACUAUUAGAUGCGGUAAUAAAACCAAUGAUGAGGUUUAUUUUGUUUGUUUUGUAUUAGGGUCAUUCCAGGUCAACUGAGUACAGUUUUGGACUCGACCUUCACCGAUUUGGACCAAACUUGGAGGGAAAGUUCAUCUACCGAUAGUUAACAGAAAUCUAUUUUUGGCAUCGCCUUCUUUUUUGGCGAUUUUCUUAAAAACGUAUUUUUAUUUUAAUCAUAACUUUUCAAAUACUUAACCCUCUCCCGCCCAUGGUUACUCCAGAGCACCAAAAGUUUGAACUCAAAUAUCUCGGAACUGACACAACUUUUCAUUGAGCUUUAAGUUGCAGGUGUUCAUGUAGAAUGUAUACUAACAUCUCCCCAAAUUUUAUCAAAUUUGGUCGAACACAAGCAAAGUUACAGUACGAAAUGUAAACAAAAAUGGGCAAAUUUUAGGGAAAUAAAUAAGACCUGUUUUCAAAAGCCCGUAAAAAUUACCAAACACAAAAUUUUAUGAAACAAAAAAUGUUUUGCUAUCAUUUGAACCUUGGACAAGAACCCCUGUGAAUAACAUUGUGAGUUUGGACCAAUUUUGAGUGUUUUUCAACCUUUUUCAUUUGGUGCACCAGAGCACCACCUAGGCAUAUGAGCAACUAAAUAUUUAGGAGCACUUUUUUCUAAAUUACAGAAAAAGUUUAUUUUUACCAAAACAAAAGUUUAUAAACAUUUUGACUAUUCAUAAACAAGACAAAACAUUGUUAUUAGACCGAUGGUUUUAUUAUUUUCCUUAUUUUUCAUGAAAAUUGUUGUUUGUGAGUUUUGAAUGAGCCAAUCAAAGAAAUCUAAAAAUGCUGAGAUUUUUGAAUUUGUAAUUCAUACUUCAGAAAUAUAGUCUUACAGCAAAGAAUAAGUAGUUUUAACACAUUUCGAAGCAUUUUCAAACAACUGAACCAAUAGAUUUGAAGAAAACGAGAUUUUGUGAUUUAAAAUAAAGUUGCUCAUCUUCCUGAUGGUGCUCUGGUGCACCACUUCAAAUUCAACUUUUUUGCACCAAUUCGAUGUUUAUGGGUCAAAGUAAAGUAUUUCCUGCAAUAUUGUACCAAAAUUUAGCCAUUUACUAUUUUUACGAUAAGCAAACAGCUCUGGGCGUUAGAGGGUUAAGCAAAAGACUUUCUACAGGUUGCAUUUUAUAGAAAAUUGUUCAAGGAAUUCGAUAAAAAAUAAAUUUUAACCCUUAAAUGCCCACUAAUAUUAUAUUGUAACGUUUUAACCCGCUACUGCCCGAAUUUUUUUUCGAUUUUUUUAUUUUUCCCGUGUUUAGGAGGUCAUUUUAAGCAACUUUUGUUCUACGAAAAACUUGACUUCUCCUGUUUUAUAUUUUUCUUGUUUUAUUUUUAGUAUUUUAAUUUGCUUUUAUCUUGUUUAGUUUAUGUAUGUUUUAAGUAGUAUUUGGCCUAUUCUACCACCUCUAAUCAUUACAUUUUGCCUAUCUAAUUUUUUCGUGUUUUUACAGUCACUUUUUUAAUUUUUUGCUUGUUUUUCACAUUUACUGCUAUAAAAUGGCACCAUCAUCAUUAAACUUGUAACAAAAUUCGUAGAGGCAUAGUCUGGGACACUUGAAAAAUUACUGCAUACUUCUUUUUACUUAAAAUAUAGGAAAUGUUAGUAAAAAACACAGUCAAAGUUGACCUUAGUUGAUUAUUUUAAAAAAAACAUUGGCAAAGUCACAUAAAAAAAGUGAAACUUCCAACCCAUAAAUUUUCUAAAAUUUCAAGAGUUCUUCUUUCCAAUGCUUUUUAAAGAUCAAAAAUUGGUUGAAAAAUUGAUUUUUGGCGAUUUUUUAAUCGAAGCCCGUCUAAGGGCGUGGUUGGGUUUUAGAAGGUUAAGUAUUGUCCACGCUUUUUACACAUUUUUGUAUUACUUUGUUUCGAAAAAAAACAAAGUCCACCAAUACAAUUUUGGCAGCGAUCAAUAAAAAAAUGGUAAGUAAAUAUUCUAAAAUCUGUAACUUUUGAAUGAAUUUUCUGAUCAAUGUCUUCGGCAAAGUUGUAGGAAUUGUGGAGGACUAUUUAGAAAAAAAAAAUAGGUACACGGAAAAAAUGCCAAUUUACAAAUUAACUUUUUUCACAAACACUCAAUUUACCAAAAUACGUAUUUUUAGAUUUUCAAGAUUUGAAAUUUCUUACAUAAAUUGUUUUUGACCUAAUUUUUUUAUGUAAAAUUGAAUUUGCAAUCGAAAAGCACUUUACAGAUUUCUUGAUAUUGGGCCCCGUUUUCAAGCCACAGUCACGUGAGUUUACAGUUUUUCGAUUUUUAAAAAAGUAGUGACCAUGAGUGACCAUUUCGUUUUUUUUCAAGUUUCAGAAAAUUUGCUUUAAAAAUGUCUAAGAAACAUUGAAGAUUGGACCUCUGAUUGCUGAGAUAUACUGGCUUAAAGGAAAAGGAACAGGUUUUCUAAGUCUUACUCAAACAAUCCUUCAUUUUCUAAUGCCAGCAGCUAAUGGUCCGAUUUGCAUUGUUAAAAUAUGAAACAUUUGUGAAAUUCUUCGACAAUUUUUUUUCUUGAAUUUUUUUGUUAAAAUUUUUGCGUUAUAUUGAAUGUUUGGCCCUUUUGAAAUGUUAGUCUUGAUUCAACAAAAAAAAAAAAUUGUUUUCGAAAAGAUCGGUGGAAGAUUUUUGCGUGUUCUUGUCCCCUAGAACAUAUCUGGAGUUUUUUUUGAAAUGGUCCAAUAAACCAAAUUUUCAGUUUUUGCUUUUUGGAUGUUUUUUUAGUACCCUGACUCAGGGCGGUUUCAAAAACACCCAAAAUACAAAAACUGGAAAUUUGGUUUAUUGACCAUUGAAAAAAAAAACGCCAGUUAUAAAAAAAAACUUGACAAUAAAAAAAAACGUAAAACGUAAAGAUAUGGAGUUUUGAGAAAAAAAAAGUUGAUUCAAAAAUCGACAAGUUUUUUUUUCCGUGUACCUAUUUCUUCUGAAUAUUCCUCAACAAUGCCUACAACUACAGAAAUUUCAUUCAAAAAGUAACACAACAUUGCUUCUUUGGUCAUAAGGAAGGCCCUCACAAGGUUUGGGCAAAAUAAAAAAAAAAUAAAAAUGGUCGAAAUCGGCCGAUUUCGUAGAGAAUUGCUCAAGUGUUAAAUUUUGCAUUUUUAAUCAAAAUUAGUUGAGUUUUGAGUUAAAUUAUUUUCAAAAUCUAAACUAUAAAAAAAUGCAGCAAUACUGAAAUGAAAUGAAGAACCCAAAACUAGAAGAAACAAAAAGGUGCAGGGUGUUAUGUUGGAGACAUGCCCAACAGUAUAAAGAACUUUGCAAUCGCAACAUCGACAGAGCUCCCGGUCAUUUUGGCUUCCAGGGACCUGGACCUGGCAGGAGAUAUAUUCUCCUCGACGUCUAGCAAAAGAAUAAUUUCAAUAUCCACAUACCAUUGUUAUGUUGCGAUGCAGACCCCUUUCCCUUCUUGGUACGUGAACUUCAAGAACCCACAUUGAAACAUUUUCUGAACAAAGAUCUUUCCUUUUUUCCAUCCAAAUC